Bipolaris maydis ATCC 48331 is the source of this 2157-nucleotide messenger RNA. RefSeq names its product glycoside hydrolase. NCBI's taxonomy places the organism in Eukaryota, Fungi, Ascomycota, Dothideomycetes, Pleosporales, Pleosporaceae. Gene Ontology annotation, molecular function: beta-glucosidase activity. Gene Ontology annotation, biological process: glucan catabolic process. The record is from RefSeq and is a predicted model, not a curated record.
AUGGUGACUGGUACCCCGGGUCCUUGUGUGGGAAACAUCAGUCCGAUACCUCGCCUCAAUUUCAGUGGUCUAUGUCUUCAAGACGGCCCUCUGGCUAUUCGCCAAGCCAUCGAUGCAUCUGUGUUUCCUGCUGGCCUCACUGUCGCCGCUUCAUGGGAUCGUUCACUCGCUAGGGAACGUGGUUUCUAUAUGGCUAGUGAGUUCCGAGGAAAGGGCUCACAUGUAGCCCUUGGGCCCGUUGUUGGACCGUUAGGCCGCUCCCCCUUCGGAGGCCGCAACUGGGAGGGUUUCAGCCCAGAUUCCUACCUUUCUGGUGUACUUGUCGAAGAUACCGUUGAAGGCAUGCAGAGCACAGGACUGCAAACUUGCGUUAAACACUUUAUUCUAAAUGAGCAGGAGACCCAGAGAAAUCCCUCAAUCAGUGAAAAUGGUGUCACUAUUGAAGCUGUCAGCUCGAAUGUCGAUGACAAGACUAUGCACGAGACCUAUCUCUGGCCUUUUGCGAACGCAUUAAGAGCUGGAUCUUCGUCUGUGAUGUGUUCCUACAACCGUAUCAACGGCAGCUACGGAUGCCAAAACUCCAAGACACUCAAUGGCCUGUUAAAAGAAGAGCUUGGAUUCCAGGGCUAUGUCAUGUCUGAUUGGCUUGCGACUCAUACUGGCGUUGCGGCAAUUGAAGCUGGACUCGACAUGGACAUGCCCGGAGGCAUUGACUUCACAACUGGGACGCCAACUUACUUUGGUGCCAAUAUUACCAUGGCAGUGAAUAACGGUACCCUCGCUCUUGAACGAUUGGAUGAUAUGAUUCUUCGUAUCAUGACGCCAUAUUACUAUCUCGGUCAAGAUAGCGGCUAUCCUCACAUCGAUCCCUAUACGCCAAAUUUGAACUUUUUCCCAGAGUCAGCUUAUCUCUACAACUACACCUAUGGCCCCGAGACCAACGUUCGAAGCGCAGCAUCCACUCAGUUGAUUCGAGAACUGGGUGCUGCAGGCACUGUCCUUUUGAAGAAUACCAACAACACAUUGCCCCUUCAACAGCCAAUGCAGAUUGCCGUCUUCGGGAACGAUGCUGCCGAUCUCACCACCGGCCAGUACUACAGCGAUGAUUACGACAUUGGAACUCUUCCUGUUGGUGGGGGCAGUGGCACUGGGCGCUUCUACCAGAUCGUUCCUCCACUGGAUGCCAUCAAAUCUCGGGGUCAGUCAUAUGGCGCUCAUGUCCAAUACAUCACGGAUAACAAGUUCAUUUCCCAGACUGGACUGUCGUCGUUAGCACCAGUACCAAUAGACGUGUGCAUCAUAUUCCUUAAGUCAUGGGCUACCGAAGGCUUUGAUCGCACGACUUUAAUUCCAGGGUGGAAUUCUACGACAGUGGUAGAAAGUGUCACUAGUGUAUGCAACAAUACCGUUGUCGUUCUCCAUGGCGCAUCGCCAAAUACCAUACCGUGGCGAAACAAUGCAAACGUCACCGCCAUCCUUGUAGCGCACAUGCCUGGAGAGGAAACAGGCAACUCUAUCGUCGACAUUCUUUGGGGAGAUGUGAAUCCAUCUGGCAAGCUUCCAUAUACUAUCGCGAACAACGAGACUGAUUAUCAACACAAUAUCGAGAACAGCACCACUCUGCAAGAGACAAACGAUCCUAUUGCUUGGCAAGCAAAUUUCGUGGAAGGCAACUUGAUAGACUAUAAGGAAUUCGAUGCCGAGAAUAAAAGUGUCGCAUUCCCAUUCGGCUUCGGGCUCAGUUACACAACCUUCAACGUCUCAAAUCUGAAGACGAAUAUUGUGGUAGCUAACGCCUCGCGCACUCCGGAUCCUAAUGCACCAAUAUAUCCUGGUGGCAAUGUGGAGCUUUGGGCGACCCUUGUAACAGUUGAGGUCACCGUCAGCAACACGGGUGAAAAGGGGGGAGCUGCCGUCCCCCAACUCUAUCUCUCGUAUCCAGAUGAGGCGGGGAUGCCAGUGCGUAGCUUGAGAGGCUUUGAGAAGAUCUUUCUUAACCCUGGGGAGUCUACAUCAGUGUCAUUCGACUUGGCGCGGCGCGAUCUGAGUUAUUGGAAUGUCAAUUCGCAGCAGUGGAGGAUUCCCACGGGUAGUAUCACUGUUGGAGUUGGCUUCAACUCUCGCGAUCUGUCAUUGCAAAGCACCUUCAGUGUUUAA